Molecule: messenger RNA, 3750 nt
Organism: Tachysurus fulvidraco (yellow catfish)
Lineage: Eukaryota; Metazoa; Chordata; Actinopteri; Siluriformes; Bagridae
Gene: taf1c
Product: TATA-box binding protein associated factor, RNA polymerase I subunit C
Exons: 15
Coding region: 290-3223 (977 amino acids)
Biological process (GO): transcription by RNA polymerase I
Cellular component (GO): fibrillar center
Molecular function (GO): RNA polymerase I core promoter sequence-specific DNA binding
Source: RefSeq, a predicted model, not a curated record
UGUGGGUAAUUCCUCGUGGUGGUUCAGCUGAUCUUCUUGUGCGCUUGUUUGGUUGGAGGUAGACGUGUGAGUCGGGCCGUGGCCACGUGCUCUGCUUAUUUUCACACGUUAUAACUCAAAGUUGUUUGUAUUAAUGCGUGAUUUCAGCUUUACUUCAUAAGUUACUUAUGGAAUGUGAAGAUUUGCUCAGCAUUGCAGCAGAAAUGAGCUAACAGAGCUGUAAAACAAAUCAGCCACGUGAGAGCCAGCGGAUGUUGUGACGUGUUUGUGUCACGACUGUUUAUUCAACAUGGAUUAUAAAUUCCCUAAUCAGCUUUUCCCAUAUUAUUAUCUGAACGGACCUCCGAGUUUAGACUCGAAGCAUGAUUACGGAGGCUGGGGCGCUUAUGGACAGGUGCUGGAGACCAGCAGAGAACCUUUUCAGAGUGAUGUAGAGGGAGAGACUCCAUUCCUGUUUCAGCCCCAGUGUAAGGUGGAUGGAGAGGUGUGGGUCCCUACUGAGCCGAUUGUAACACCACUUCUCCCUCCCUACCAAGAUACCAAGCUGUUAAUGGCUCGGCCUGUCAGUCCAGACGACUUCCCUGAACAUUUGAAGUAUUUCCAUGUGUAUCACUACAUGGAUUCAUUCUCAGUGAUGGGACAGCUGCUUGGAGAACACUUCACUUUUGCCAGUAGGCAUUGUAAGGAUGUUGCCAGUUUGGGUAAGAUGAAGUACUUUCUACGCAACCUGAAUUAUAAAGAUUGCGAGGUGCAGUGUUUAAAAAAUGUGAGCCGCUAUCACCACCUUCUGGGUGACAUUACCCCUGACAUUCCCUCCUCUCUCCUGGCUGAGCUUCUGCACGAGGAGUUGAUCCAUCAACAGGAAUUGGAACACUUCCAACCUGCCACAACUGGCGGUGCUCUCGCCAUCGUCUCAAACAUCACAUGUCAGAAUGAAGCCUUUCUGAUUUAUCCCAGUGGAGAUGCUCUAGACUCCAUCAAUUUUCACCCUAUGGAGCUGGAUUUCAGGAAAGAUAAACCUGCGGGUGUCACCAUGGCCGACAAGCCUCUGGUGGUUAAUCUGGAUGGAACAGUUAGGCAGGUCAGCGUGGCCCAGGUGAAUGAUGAAGCUUAUCUAGGCUUGCGUUCAGAUCAUUGCUGUGCAGCAUGGGAAAUGAAAGCCUCUAAUCAUCCUCGUUCUUUAGAGGUGGUGCAGCUGAAGCAACGAGCCACCAGUCUCAACGUCAGUCCUCAUGUUUCUGGAGAGUUUGUCGUAGCCAGCGAGAGUGGAGCAGCCUAUCUCUGGAUUGUGGGAAAGGGCCUGCAAAAGAUUCGGGAUGAAAAGAUGAACCUGUACUUCAAUGCCAAGUCACCAUGGCGAUGGUGUGAGUUCACGGCUCAUCCACGCGUGAUGGUUUAUGCUGAUGGGACUGGAGCUGAGCUUACAGACAUAAGGAGCAGUGAUUGUCGCACGUUGUUCCGGAUCAGUGGGGCAGCUGCUUGUAAGAGUGGAGAAAGAGUGGUCUUGGGCAAAUACCUGGCAGAAAGCCACGGAUUCCACCACCUCAUUACUACACAGUUCUCCGCAUACCUCCUGGAUGAGCGAAUGCCUUGUGUGCCUGCCCUGAAGUGGGAGCACAUGCUGGAGACACCUCCCUGUUUUGCCCAUGUUGUGCCAGCUUUGGGCCAAAGCAGCAGCUCUAAAAUCCUUCUGGGAGCCCAGAGAGCACAGGAGACUAGGAUGCUGCAGUAUUCUGGUGGAAGAGAACGGGCAUGCCAAGCAGAAGGUCCAAUUCAAAAACUGUACAGUCCGUGUGAGAGCCUGAAGAUUCAGCAGCUACCACACAGACGGCAGAAAGCACAAGAAAGGUUGGCCGCACGUGCCGCAGGCCUAACUGCAACACAGAACAAUGGCUUUCUGUGUGUGUUCCAGCUCACAGAGGCCGGGGAUAUUUUCUACCAGCUGCUAAGACAUUCUGAUCCAACCAACUCAGAGCCACAUCAGUCACACUCGGGUGAAGACAGCAACCUUGAAAAAGAGCAAAAUCAGCGUAUGCAGAGCCAAGUAGAACUGCUCGUCAAUGACAUUCAUGAGGAGAAUGACUCUGAUACUUCAGAUGAUGAUCAGAUGAAGAUCUCUAAAGAAGCAGGGAUUAACUCCAAAGCUGCUCAUGUUCUGGAAUCAUCCAUGCAUUUUGCUAAGAGUAAAAGUGGUCAUCCCCUGAGGCCAACGAUUCCCAAAAUGGCUAGCCGCAAUUUAAAAUUAAUCUGGAAAAAAUGGCUGGAAUCCCUCUUGACAAAAUCUAAAGGAAGCAAACGUAGCUUGAGGCACAGGAAAAUAAAGACCAGUGCUGUAUUACAGUGUGAAGUCAAACAAAGUGACAAGCUUGAGGAGGACAAGUUUAAGAGAUUGAGGAAAGACCAGGCAGAGAUCUUAAAGACCAAGAAGCUGCUUGUUCAUGGGGAAACAUACCUGCCUCCUCUAGAGGUGAUUCCAGUUCCAGAUGAGGUGGACCCCAAGGACUGGACAGAUGAUUUGAGUCAGCGCAUAAGUGCCUCGUGGAUGGAUGGUUGGAAUAACUGGUGGGAAGAAAAGCUGGGUCUAAACCGGGACGCCAAGAUUGAAGCCCUGAGAAGGAAACGCCGCCAGGCAAAGAGAGCCAAAGCCAGAAACAGAGUCUCACUUGCUUCAAGCUUCACUUCUUCCAUCAGCUACCAGGACGAUCUGUCUGAAUGGUCAUCAGCCACCAGUCAGUAUCUGAGUUCAGACACAGAGAGCGUCCAUACCUUUCAGAGUGCACCAGAGCUUGACGAUAUUUCUGAGCACGAGGUAUCAUCUAAAAACACAGUAGGGUUGAAAAGCCCUCAAAAAACAAAAAAAAGCUCUGAGAAGGAUAAAGCCUUUGGUACAGCCCGAUCUCCUCCAAGGGACGUCCAAAAACUGCCAAGCCAGGCUCCUACUAUGGAAAGCAACUCUGCACUUUUUUCUUCCUCAUUGUCCAGUUUGAAAGAGUCGCAUCAUGGCCAUCAAAAAAUAAGACGGUGGCAGCAGCAUCAGGACUACCGCAAUUCUCUCUUUGGCUCUUCUCAAGAACUUAAACAGAAUGACGAGGGCAGUACAUCAGCUGGUUCAAUUUCUACCAAACCAAGACCUUCCAGUUUACUUUUAUCGUCACAGGCUUCAUUGAGGACUUCUUCACAGGCUUCCCAGACUCGGAAAAAGAAGUCUCGAAUGGGAUUCUGAAUUUGUCCACUGCUUACCUCUCACUCCAGCAGUCUUCAGGGAUCGUGGGCAGCUCUGGUGCACUGCAGUAGCUGCUGUGCAGGUUCUGUGCCGUGCGCCGGGACACGAUCCACACCAGCUUCCUGUGAUUGGGUUUGGAGCAUGUAGGUGAAGAGUACUGCAACAGGCACUGGGCCACAAGGCCUCUCCAGAGCUGUAGCUCCGUCUCCGAGAUCUGCACAUACACGCAGUGGUGGUUACAUAACUAAAAGAGGUGCUUUGGGUGUAGUGUGUCGAUAGCUGAGGGUCAGGCUGUUACUGAGCAUGCCUGGAAUUCUUUAUCUCUCAAAGAAAGCAGGGCAGAUUUGUUUGACAGACCAAUACAGCUUGCAUAACCACUGAGGCCAAAUGUCAAACGCUUUACUAGCCUUUUUUUUUGUAUUUUUAUAAGUUUUAUAUCAUGGUGAUGACUCACUUAUGUCUAAACACAUGUUCUUGUAGUUCACAAAAUGUGCUGUGUAAAUAAACUGGCCAAAUAUUUGAAAUAA